AGAGACACUCACCCCAGGCCAAAAGGAGGCCUCCAAGUGGCUCUUCAGCCAGACAAGACUUUGAACUCAUUUCCUCCUUCGGAUGAAUUUCCUCCUUCCUGGGAAGAUUGUUUAACAGGGCAGGGAGAGUUUAUAGCAGGCUUUUCUGCAGGAGGGCAGAGCCAGGGCAGAACCAGGAGGAGCUGGCCCACACACGGUGCCCACGAGCCACUGGGUCCCUGUCACAGUUCGAGAACCCAACUGGGAGGCCCCAGCCCCUCCGAGAACCAGCAGGCUGGCCUCGCUCAGCAGCGGGUCCAGGGGACUGACGGGCUGGGUCAGGGACCCAAAGCACCAGCGGGAAUAUCUGGCCUUCUCCACCGAAGCGGGGAAGCGGGAGCCCUGAGCCCUCAGGCUAACACUGACCCCAAGCUGCUCCUCAGCUGGACAAGAUGAGAAGAUCAGGUGUGCUCCGACUCCUGGCCCUCAUCUUUGCCCUGGUCUCCACAUGGAUCUUUUUGCGCAGCUUCAUCAGCUUAAACAUGAAAACUAUCCAUCUGUCCCGCUGGCUGGCAGAUUUGGACUCCAAGAAGGUCGAGGUCGUGAGGACCAAGUGCGGCCUCAGCAAGCCCUGCCCGGACAAUUUCUUUGCCUUUAAAAUCAGCAGCGGAGCCGCUAACGUCGUGGGUCCCACCAUGUGCUUCGAAAACCUUGUGAUUAUGAGUCCUGUGAAAAACAACGUGGGCAGAGGCCUGAACUUUGCCCUGGUGAAUGGAACCACAGGAGUGGUGCUGACACAGAAAUGUUUCGACAUGUACUCUGGAGAUGUUACGCUUCUGGUAAAGUUCCUUAAAGAAAUCCCAGAGGGCACACUGGUGCUAGUGGCCUCCUAUGAUGACCCAGGAACCAAAAUGAAUGAUGAGACCAGGAAGCUCCUCACCAACUUGGGCAGUUCCUAUGCAAAGCAGCUGGGCUUCAGAGAUAGCUGGGUCUUCUUAGGGGCCAGAGACCUCAGGGAUAAAAGCCCUUUUGAGCAGUUCUUAAAGAACAACCCAGACACAAACAAAUACGAGGGCUGGCCGGAGCUGCUGGAGCUGGAGGGCUGUGUUCCCCAGAAGGUAUUUUAGGGCAGCUGCAGGACUGAAGAAGCCCCCUCGCUGUCCUAGAGUCAGCGCCAGCUGCGGCUGCAAGAAGGAAACCAGGUGGCCUGUGGAAAGUUCCCCCCCCCCCGGGGGGGGGCAGGGGUCCGUGCCCUCUGCACACCUCUCCUCUUCAGAAGCAGCACCCUCCCAGGGGCUGCGGCAGCCCAGCCAAGGUGGCCAGCCAUCAGGGGUCCUUCCAGAGCCCCUCUGCAGGAAGAAGGAACGGUGUGCUUUCCCUCAGGAUGACCGGCGGUCACUCCCAAGGAAGGACAGACUGCCGCACCUGCGGCUCACCAUUAAAUUUUAUUUUUGCUGAUUUUGAAUGAA
Lutra lutra (Eurasian river otter) is the source of this 1448-nucleotide messenger RNA. It is a transcript of the gene FAM3D, whose product is annotated as FAM3 metabolism regulating signaling molecule D. NCBI's taxonomy places the organism in Eukaryota, Metazoa, Chordata, Mammalia, Carnivora, Mustelidae. The coding region runs from base 432 to 1106 and encodes 224 amino acids. The transcript is spliced from 10 exons. The record is from RefSeq and is a predicted model, not a curated record.